UCGCGCCUCUAGCCGUUUCGCGUUAGCUUUAGCCUUUAGCUCGUAGCCUGUAGCUCAUGAGUAGUUUCAGUUAUGAUGAGCGGUAGGACGAGUGCGAUUGUCGCCGGGGUAUGUGGGGUCGUAUUUGUUGCGUAUUGUGUAUACUUUGACAGAAAGCGACGGAGUGAUCCAAACUUCAAGCAAAAACUACGUGAACGGCGAAGAAAACAGAAAUGUUCCGCGGAGAGGUCUGGACUGGCAAAGCUCCCAGACCUGAAAGACGCUGAAGCUGUUCAGAAGUUCUUCCUGGAGGAGAUCCAGCUCGGAGAAGAGCUGCUGUCACAAGGUGAAUUUGAGAAGGGUGUAGACCACCUGACCAAUGCCAUCGCAGUAUGUGGCCAGCCACAGCAGCUCCUCCAGGUCCUUCAGCAGACCCUGCCCCCUCCAGUCUUCCAGAUGCUGCUCACAAAGCUCCCCAGCAUCAGCCAGCGUAUCAUCAGCGCCCAGUCUUUAUCAGAAGAUGACGUUGAAUGAUGAGAGAUAGUGUUAUAAAUAUUCCAUAAAGGGAUUUUAGACCUUUCUGAAUGAGUACUGUUAAGUUCACUACUGUGACUGAGGUGGACUUAACCAGCCCAGUUUUGGACAAGUCCUCAUCUGACGCUUCACUCCGGACUUCAUAACAUUUAGACACUUUGGGGAUGGUUUCACAGUCCCCACAAUCCAACAAAAGAUCUAACUUGCCACCUUCAAUUUAUUUAUUUUGUACUAAAAAUUAAUCAUGACUUGGGAAACAUAAUGAAACUCUGAUAUGGUGAACUGUAGUUUGUGUUUAAGAGCUCACUUGUUGUUCAUGCGUUACUUUGUUAAAUGUUAUUUUUAUAACCAAUAGUCUCUUGCAUAUCUACUCAUGGUGAAAACAUGAAAUAAAACAUGUACAAACCCAA
Molecule: messenger RNA, 923 nt
Organism: Periophthalmus magnuspinnatus
Lineage: Eukaryota; Metazoa; Chordata; Actinopteri; Gobiiformes; Gobiidae
Gene: tomm20a
Product: translocase of outer mitochondrial membrane 20
Exons: 5
Coding region: 73-513 (146 amino acids)
Biological process (GO): tRNA import into mitochondrion; protein import into mitochondrial matrix; protein targeting
Cellular component (GO): mitochondrial outer membrane; mitochondrial outer membrane translocase complex
Molecular function (GO): transmembrane protein transporter activity
Source: RefSeq, a predicted model, not a curated record